CACUCCGUUUGAGCCAAACAAAUGGGUUUCGGGGCGAACGCUGGCCUCACCGCACCGUGCUGGGUGCUCCCUCCGCCGCGGCUGCGGGGAGCGAGACAGGCUUGCUGCCGCUGCGUCGGGCAGGAGCAGCCCCGGGCCAGGUCCAGGCUAGGGUCGGAGCGCAGCUUCCCGUGAUAGGCUGAUCAGAUGAAGUCACUGUGAUUGAAGAAUUGGUGUGGUGUUAAGAGUUAACCAAUACUGAUUAAAGGAAUCCAUUCUGCACCUAAAGCCAUAUUGGAUACUUUAGACGAAAGAGCACCCCCGGAAAGCACAAGGCCACUCUGAGAACUCCUGUGAGCCUCCAAAGGGCUGUGAAUGAUGAAAAGAGAAAAGCUAGCGACGUGAAACCAGGUCCCCUGGCUUCACCCUCUCUCAUCAAAGCAUCAUCUGGAAAACCUUUUGGGGACCUGUCUCCAAAUGUUCUGUGCAGUAUGAGUGGGGAGAAUCCUGUAGAGAGCAGCUUGAAUGUGAAAGCCAAAAAGAAUGUCCUGGCUCCAGCGAUCCACCAGGGCAAAGGAGAAGGGCUACUUGACAUCUGGGCUGUCGUGAAACCAGGAAAUACCAAGGAGAAAAUUGCAUUCUUUGUAGCCCACCAGUGUAGCAAUAGAACAGGAGCUCUGAAAAUAAAAAGCACCUGGGAUAUUGAUGGAAGAGCUAUUAAAAGAAGGAAAAAAUCAGGGGAUCUUAAAAAAGCCAAGAUACAGUUAGAAAAGAUGAGGGAAGUCAAUAGCAAGUGCUACCAGCCUGAGCCAUUUGCCUGUGGCAUUGAGCACUGUUCUGUGCAUUACGUGAAUGACAAUGGAGAUGGAGUCUAUGCUGGGAGGACUCUGUCAGUUAUACAGAUGGUUGCCUUCCUUGAGCAAAGAGCCAGUGCUCUGUUAGCUAGCUGUGCGAAAAAUUGCACAAACUCACCUCCCAUUGAGAGGUUUUCUGGUCAAUCCAGAGGCAUGCCCCCAACCCCUGAGUCCUUCUCUGACCCAGGAGCUUGUGAGGAACCCCUAGAAAGGGGAAAUCCUGAGGUUGGAGAACCACAAAAUGAACCAGUCCAUGUGCUUGACAUGGUAGCCAGGCUGGAGUCUGAGUGCCUGAAGAGGCAGAGCCAGCGUGAGCCUGGGAGCCUGUCAUGGAACAACAGCUCCCGUCGAAAUGUGGGCAGAGUGUUGCUUGCAAAUGGCAGUCGGGCUGAUGAAGGCAGAACAAAAAAAGGUGCAUUGGAGGUAUCUGACACUCAGGUGAAUCCUGUGCAAUCUGUCUCUGUGGACUGUGGCCCUGCAAGAGUUGACCAUUGUUCUACAGGGGACUGGGCCUGGGACAGUACCCCUCAGGAUUGUCCCUCAUUGCAAGCAAGUGUGAAUUUUUGCACAAGCAGUGUACUUUUAGAGCUAGGUCAGCAAACUACCACGAAAACGAGCAACAGGCAUGAUGUGGAAAUGAUAGAUGAGCUUGAUGGAUUACCUUUUUCUUCUCACACUUGUCCCCGAGCCACUGAAUUGCCCACAGAUGCUGUUGUUUGUAUGAGCACAGAGCUUGUGCCACUCACUAAUCAAAAGCCUGAUCAGAGAGCAAUCAAAUCUUUGUCCAUUAGCGUCACUGUGUCCAAGGCAGAAAAAGACCAGUCUUCUAGCGUAAGCUCUCAUGAGGAACCUCUUCCAGGGAUGUUGUUCUUUCUGCCACCUGGUCAGCAUCAGUUGGACUAUUCCCAGUGGAAUGUGAGCACAGCCCCAGAGUAUUCGGAGGGUAGCCAGCUUGAAGGCAUUGCUGAGGAUGGUGCUGAGGACAGAGGUCUUUCAGGCCAGCCUUGUACACUACCAGCCUCUGCAGUGGAAAGCACGUUGCCAGUGCUUGAAGCAUCCACUUGGAAGAAGCAAGUGUCUCAUGACUUUCUGGAGACCAGGUUUAAAAUCCAACAGCUUCUAGAGCCUCAGCAGUACAUGGCAUGUCUGCCCCACCACAUUAUGGUGAAAAUUUUCAGGUUACUUCCCACCAGGAGUUUAGUGGCUCUUAAAUGUACCUGCUGCUAUUUCAAGUUUAUCAUUGAAUAUUACAACAUCAGGCCAGCAGAUUCACGCUGGGUUCGAGACCCACGCUAUAGAGAGGAUCCCUGCAAGCAAUGCAAGAAAAAAUAUGUGAAAGGGGAUGUGUCCCUAUGCCAGUGGCACCCCAAGCCCUAUUGCCAAGCACUGCCCUAUGGGCCUGGAUACUGGAUGUGCUGCCACCGGUCUCAGAAGGGUUUUCCUGGCUGUAAGCUGGGGCUUCAUGACAAUCACUGGGUCCCUGUCUGCCACAGCUUUAACCGGGCAGUACAUAAGAAAGCGAGAGGGAGUGAGACUGAAGAGGAAUACUAAAGGCCAGGCGAGAGGCAAUGAGACAGCUGAGUUUUAAAACCUGGAAUAUCUAGAUAAACAGUGUUGCCUCUCAGUCAUGGUAGGAGCACCUGCACCUGUUCCAUCAGAAUUGCCAUUGAUCAGGCAUUUUUUAAGCUCUUAAUUUACCAGCUGUACAAGACUGGUACUGUGAUUUUAAAGGGAGCCCUCACACUUGAUUCAAGGAGUGACUAUGUCUGUUUUUCUCCAUCUAUCCUCAAAAGGAGGAAGACUUGCCAUCAUCAAAGAUGUUCAGAGGAGUCCACUGCAGGCUCUGCUGGCAGUUCCCAAACAGGGCUUCUAGGAAUGUUUCUAGCCCUAGCACCAUAUUUGAAAUAAGUAAAUAGUGCCCUAUGAGAAUAGCAAGACCCCUGGAUGAAAAGUUUGCCUGAAAGGAAAAGUUGGACACCUUACCUUCAACCUUGUGUGCUUGAUCCUGUGAGACUGGUGUUCAUGGGUGGAGAUGGAUCUCAUGCCCUGUGGUGUUUACAGUGUACAUAAUGGUGUGUUUUCACAGGGCUGUGGAAGUGCACAUUAAACUUGAGCACCUUUACUGUUAGAUGAGUUCUUUGGCCCCUCUGUAUAUAACACAGUCAAAAUCGAGUUGUAUAUGAUGAACAACAUGACUAAACACAGACAUCACAAUGCAGCUAGGAUAGUGUUGCAGCUAUAAGUGUUUAGUUGUCUCAAAAUUUGUAUAUCUUGUAUAAAAUAAGAAUGUUUCCAAAUAAACUGAAUGUUUUCUGCAUAAUAUAUGAAUGUUUCUGAGAAGAAACUAAAUAGGUAAGAGGUUAACCUGUUCAAAGGAUGCCAAAUAAUGGAUUAACUGGACAACCUUAAAAUUAGCAUAGAGAACCACCCUUCCCUAUAUUUUAGUGACCCACCAAGAAAGAGAGAAUAUUAUAUAGUCAGAUUAUGAGGUCUUGUCUAUUUUAACCUGUCCGGUUACAGAUUUUUUUUUCAAACUUCAAUAAAAACAUCUUAAAUGAGA
Heterocephalus glaber (naked mole-rat) is the source of this 3393-nucleotide messenger RNA. RefSeq names its product F-box protein 34 (gene Fbxo34). The record is from RefSeq and is a predicted model, not a curated record. Gene Ontology annotation, molecular function: protein binding. NCBI's taxonomy places the organism in Eukaryota, Metazoa, Chordata, Mammalia, Rodentia, Bathyergidae.